Molecule: messenger RNA, 3162 nt
Organism: Salmo salar (Atlantic salmon)
Lineage: Eukaryota; Metazoa; Chordata; Actinopteri; Salmoniformes; Salmonidae
Product: Iroquois homeobox protein 6a
Biological process (GO): regulation of transcription by RNA polymerase II; cell development; neuron differentiation
Cellular component (GO): nucleus
Molecular function (GO): RNA polymerase II cis-regulatory region sequence-specific DNA binding; DNA-binding transcription factor activity, RNA polymerase II-specific
Source: RefSeq, a predicted model, not a curated record
AUGCUAAAGAACUAUAGAGGCACAAAUAAUAGCACAAGCAGAGUCCAUAUCUUGCAAGUCUUACGUUAUCCUUUAAGCCUUCUUCAGCUAAUACAACAACAAUUUUUGUACUUAAUGACGCGUAAUUUCAUUUUCUUAUCAUUUCCUUCGGGGGAUUAUUCAUAUAUAAAACUAUCUGCAGCUGUUGGUACCAGCCUCAACUCUUCCUCCUAAGUGCAAUCAUCUAUUAUUGAGCGAGAGGCCGUGCGUGGAAAUGUGUGUAAGAAGGUGGAUUUGAAGUAGAAUUGGUUACAAUCGAUCAAGGGUGAAGAAUAUUCCUGAUGUUAACAAAAGAAGCAGCUAUGUCUUUCUCUCAGUUUGGAUAUCCUUACAAUGCAACUUCACAGUUUUUCGUGUCGGCAAAUCCCAGUACGACUUGCUGCGAUUCGAUUUCCAGGUCGGUCUCUGACGGGACGAGCGGUACCCAGACUCCUGCUACCUUCUGCUGCCCUUCCUACGAGAACCGGCUCCUGGCCAGCACACGGACGGAGCUCAACGCGGCACUAGGGAUGUAUAGCUCGCCCUACGCUGCCGCGGCCGCCGCCAGCCAGAACUAUGCCAGCUACUUCCCCUACAGCGCCGAGCCCUCCGCUGCUAUCUACUCAUCUCUGAAUCCACAGUAUGAAAUGAAGGAUGGCACAGGCACUCUGCAUUCUGGCAUAACUCAACCUGCCGCCUACUAUCCUUAUGACCACUCACUGGGCCAGUACCAAUAUGACAGGUAUGGGACUAUGGACUUUAAUGGGUCAGCCAGGAGGAAGAAUGCCACACGUGAGACCACCAGUACCCUGAAGACAUGGCUGUACGAGCACAGGAAAAACCCCUACCCCACCAAGGGGGAGAAGAUCAUGCUGGCCAUCAUCACCAAAAUGACCCUCACCCAAGUUUCCACCUGGUUCGCCAACGCCAGGAGGAGGCUAAAGAAGGAGAACAAGAUGACCUGGUCACCAAAGAAUAAGGCUGGGGACGACAGGAAGGACGACCUGGAUAAAAGUGACCAAGAUUGUGUCACCAAAGAUUCCAGUGAGUGUAAAGAUGGGAAAGACCUUCAUCUGAGUGACCUGGAGGACAUGGAGGACGAGGACUGUGACAAGCUGGACAGUGACUGUGAGAAGAUGGCCCCCAGGGGCCCUGAGGAACAGAGGGACCUCCACAGGGCCAUGUCCGGUGGUGGUGUUGGCCCUGGAGGCCCUCCAAAGAGAGACUGCAGCUCAGAGCUCUCCCUCUCCUUGCCCAACAGCUUCCACCACUCAUUCCCAUGUGGUAUCAAGAGCCUACCCGCCCUGCCCUCUCUACCCGCCAUGCCCUCGGACUUCCUUGAUCCACUGGUGACGUCCAAGCCCCCCUCCACCACCACCACCAUCCCCACAGGCACUCACACUGUGUCCCUGUCACACUUCGAGGUGUCGGACCGGGACAAACCAAGGAUCUGGUCUCUGGCGCGUACAGCGGCCACGGGGGUCAUCCUGGGCUCUGCUCACCACGGGGCCCCAGAGCUCCGGACAGGGAGCAUGCUGGGAGACUGCCAGCUACAGGGGACCAGGCUACCAGUGACUGGUACCGGACAGUGUGGGCCCCUCAGGGGCCUCCAGGAUCCUACUAACAUAUCCAAUGCUGAGAACCCUUUCCAGGAGGGCCCCUUGUUGCAAUCUAAGGUCUAUAGUGCAGGCAGCUACAACCACAAGGCCCUCCAACUGCACUGUUCCUCCUAUCCUGCGCUUUCAGACUCAUGCCAGUACUCCACUAUCGAAGGAUUCUCCAGUGGGAAGGCAGAGACAGAGCCCUCGGAACUCAGUGACACAUGUGUGACCCUGCAGGAUGACAAGGUCACUGCCUUCAGACCUGUGAUGAAGAGGUGAGGAAGGUUGAUGGACCACUAGCGGUUCUGGAGGGGGGAGUAUGUGGAGUAUGAAAUCAUUUUUACAUAACUAAUUUUUGCUAUCAUUCUUUUUUUACAUCCGAUAUUAGACAGUGGCAACGCGGAACACUAAUGAUUAUGAACAUGGUCUUUUGCCUGCUAAUGCCUGCAAUGCAGUGAAGAAAACGAUAUGACAACAAUAACGUCUAAUGUAACUGGCCCCUCUAACAGUACAACUGGCUCCAGCUUGGCCCCCCCAGAUGAAAUGGUCUAGAACCGCCACUGUGAUGGACACGCAGUCAUUACACAGUGGGACUUUUAUUUAGCCGGUAUUAGGCUAUGCACUAUAAAGACUUGGGAUGACGACGAGCAUCGGACAUCCUACCUACCUUACACCUGGGAACUGCGGAGCUCCGCAGUCAAAGCUCGAUGAGCCCUGCCCAAACUGUGGAAGCUGCCAUGAUUUUGCACAACGUUUUUAUGGUGUUGACGAUGACUUUAUGCAAGACUUUGAAAUGCAACGGUAUGGGAACUGACGGUGAAUUCAUGAUGUAUGCAAUGGGCAAUCGUAGCGUAGCAAUGUUAUUUAUUUAUUUGUGUAUUUAUGAUUUGAUUCCUCAACUGUUCAUUUAUUUAUUUCGUAUGUGUCAUUUAAAUACUUUGUUACAUGUAUGUAUUGUUUCAACUGUGGUUGUGUGCUAUUUCUACCUGAUUUAACGGAAAAAUACUUAGCUUGUUGUUGGUCUUUCUGUUUGCUAAAAGAGUGGGAUGUAUUGAGUUGGGAUCGGAAUUGUCUAUUGUGUGUGUGUCGACCUGGAGAAAUUGUUGAUUGUGUUGUGUUCAUCUCAAAGAUAAUUGUGAGCUUAUUCUGUUUUUGCCAUCCAUGAAAUAUUUUAUAAGAAUGAAUUUUUUCAAGAACUCCUCGUUUUUGUGUAAAUAUUAUUUCCAGAACAUUAACAUUGGUUUAAUCGGCCAAUUAAAACCUUUGAGACUUUUGCACUAGAUCAGAGUUUAUCUUCUUAACGUGGAGAAUAAUACUGGAACAUUGUUGAUAAGGUCAUAAAUCAGUAGAAAUCAGUAGAGAAUGUGAAUGAACGUUACAAUGCCAGGAAGAAAGGGGACAUCAUCUCUCCAAUGUAAUUAUCUAAUCAGUUCUGGCAUCAAACACUUUGUUACUGUUCAGACAAGCAACGAGGCAGGAAUACGGGAUGAAUGCUGCUUUGUCCGCUGCAAUAACUUACUUGUGUUAAUUAAAAGGUCAUUUG